CCCGUCCCUCCUGGGCGGAGCUCUGUUCUCCCCCGCUGCAGACUGUGGGCGCCGGGGAGCUAACUUGGAGCGAGCCGGAGCCGGAGCGCGGCGGCCGCGGAGCAUGGAGCGGGCAGCGCCCUGAGCCCCUUCCCCGACGGCAGCAUGAGCUUCUCACGGCCCCUGCGGCGCUCCGUGAGCCUGAGCCAAGGCCGGACCCUGCGGCUGGUGGUGCUGGGACAGGGCGCCGUGGGCAAAACAGCUCUAACUGUGAGAUUCAUCACCAAGAGAUUCAUUGGGGAUUAUGACCCUACUCUAGAAAUGAUUUACAGACACACGGCUGUCAUCGAUGGGGAGAUGGUGCACUUUGAGAUUCUCGACACAGCAGGACAGGAGGAAGACUCCUUGCAGAUCGAGGAGAAGAUCAAGUGGGGCGACGGCUUUGCCGUGGUAUACUCUGUGACCGACCGGUGCAGUUUCGACGAGGUCAUGAGGCUGUGCUUCCUCAUCAACCACAUCCACUCGAGCCCCAAGCGGAGCAGUGGGAGUGACCAGCCGCCCGUGGUGAUUGUUGGCAACAAGAAGGACCUGCAGUUUGACCGAAUGGUGUCUUGUGAGGAUGGUGAGAACCUCUCCAAAGCCCUGAAGCUUCCUUUUUAUGAGAUCUCCACCAGGGACAGCUAUGAAGAGACCGUGGUGGUGUUCAACACCCUGUAUAAUGAGCUGAUGAGACAGGGGCACUUCUCCCCGGGCUCCUUCAAGAGGAGGGCCGUGUCUAAGCUGAUGGAAAAGAUUCCAAAGAUGCAUGCCAACUCCACCCUGAACUCGGGCGGCCGGAGCCUCAGCUUCAACUCCUUCAGGGACUACAUACCGGAGUGAGCCCCCACAUGGGCAGGUGUGGGAGAGAACAGUGCCCUGUAGCAGCCUGGAUUGGCAAUGGACAGGCUGCAGGCUGCUCACCUUCCCAGUCUAGAGAGCACUGUAUGUUGCAAGGGUGGGUCCUUUCAGGCAUCUGUAUUCCAGGAAGGUCACAAUGCAGAUCUAUGCUGGCUUCCUACAGGGAAUUAGCAAGAGGUGUGUGGCUCAUUGGGGUUGGUACAUCAGCCAUUCACCUGUAAAGCCCAGGGGUUUACUUCCUUGCUUAGAUUCAGCAGUGAAAACUCAUUUGGGGGGGGGGUCUCCCUCCUCCUCCUCCUCCUCCCCAUUCUGUGCACAUCACAAACUGCGACCGAAUUUAACACAAUUGGCAGGCUCCGCUCAGGAGAGGCUUGGGGGCACUGCAGGCUAGGACCGAGGUGCAGACCUGUGUUAGUGCCCAGGCCAUGAUUACCAAGGUCUGCUGUAGCGCAAAAUUGAGAUGCAUUGGUAGAAUUGGCAGGAAGCUUGCACAGCACAUGCUGUCAUUCUGCCUGGCUAUUGAUCUCUCCAUUCCAUGAACACAACAUCCACAACUUAGGCCAUAUAAUGGACAUUGGAUUUGUCAAAGCAGGUCAGACCAAGGGUCCGGCCAGCCAUGUCUGUUAUCUCCACUGGUGGCCAACACUGGAUGCUUUGAUUACAUACAGUUGUUGGUGUAUGGAUGCCACUAGCCUGGAAAGUAGCCAGAUCCUGCUUCGGCAAACUUCUUCAAAGUGUUUCCAGCAUUCCCUGCCCCCACCCCAUUUCCCACACUUACUUAGGACCUAAUUCUGCACCCAUCAAAAUCAAUGGCAAAGUUCUCAUUGAUUGCAGUGGUGCAGAAUGAAGCCCUUAGUGCCUCGGAGGUCACACCACUGUGACCCCACCAGCUGAGUUUGACUCUCAAAGACUUGCACACAAACACUCAGCACUGAAUGUUUCAUUCCACCUGCAGCCUGCUCAGAUCCUCUGAGUGACUACUUUGGUGAGCAUGGGGAGCCUACUGACACAGAGAUCAAGUGGCCGUAUUGAAAGAGCCUUAUUUCUGACUGUUAUAAAUGUCUUAGAUGUAUGUCUCUAGCUCAGAUGAUGGAGAAACUAUCAAAGGACCGUGUUUUCCCUCUUACUGCUCUCUAGACUUUUUAUUCACUUUUUUACCCUGAGGAAAAUAAAUCAAGUGAGAAAAGAAGAACAAAAUCUCUGUGAAAAGUGCCAGCCCCCAAAUGGAUUCAAAAUUUAAAGGAGUGCCAUCAAUUUGAAAUUGAGUUGAUUUCAAAAUAGAAAUUAAAAGCAGUUUGGUGCCCUACCCCUGCCUACCUGUCAAUCUGUGUGUUUUUUCAAUGCUAUUUCUCUGUUAGUGUUUGCAAUUUUUGUCUUUCUCAUGGCUGUCCUGAAAGAUUCACAGAAGCCGGGGAAACUGACUAGCAGCUAUACAGGAAACCAGUGAAAUGGACUAUGCACAAAGUGAAAUAAACUGAGAAGACCAACACUUUCCUGGAAUCUCUUUCACUUGAAGUGUUCUUAGGCGUCACUUUUAACAAUAACAAGGGACAACUGUGAGACAGAAAGGGGAUUUUCAAGUUGGCAAUAUCCCUGUGAGAGUUGCAUGAUGGGAAUCUUGCUGUCGCUCUCCAUAGGGCUGGGGGCAAGGCAUUCUAAUAGUAAGGUGUGUGUGCUACAAAGACACAGAUGCAGGACUGGCUCCAGGCACCAGCUUAGCAAGCAGGUUCUUGGGGCAGCCAAUUCAAAGGGGCAGCACUCCAUCCAGUGUCGGGGCGGCACAUCCGGGUCUUCAGCAGAAAUUCGGCAGCAGGGCCCUCAUUCCCUCUCUUCCUCUUCGAGCUGCCACCAAAUUGCCGCCAAAGAGGAAGAGAGGGAGGACCAACCACCGAACUGCCACAGAAGAAGCGACGCGGUUGAGCUGCUGCCAAAGUGCCGCCACUCGUCUUUUUUUUUUUUUUUUGCCGCUUGGUGUGGCAGAAAAGCUGGAGCCGGACCUGCACAGACAGAAGGAGACUUAAUGGCUCAGGGGAUUGGAGCCCUUCUAGGAUGUUGGUGUGACCUUCCCCUACCUGCCCCCAAGCUGUGAUGGGUAGUAACCAAAAGUUUCCAUUUGAUUAUGAGAGGAAGGAUGGUCUAGUGGUUAGGGUGCUUGCCUAGGAGACCUAGGUUUAAUGCUCUGCUACAGACGACUGUGACUUUAAGCAAAAAGCUUAAUCUCUCUGUGCCUCAGUGUCCCACCUGUGAAAUGGGAAUAAUAGCACUUCCCUAUCUCGCAGGGGCGAUAGGAUGUUAAAGUUGGUGAGAUGCUCCUAUGCCCCAGUAAUGAGGGCCAUAUAAGUAGAUAGAUUUGAUACAUAAAAUAGAUUUGCUGGCUGUACAGUGGCCUGUUUGAGCUGUUGCAAUCCCAUGUUACCGACUAAUUACUAGUGACACCUCAACUAUAGAAAGCGAAUGUUCUCUCUGCUUUAUUUUUCUGCAUUUAAACUAUAGCUGUCUCCCUUCCUGUCUGUCAGGCACUGACCCUGCAUCUUGUACUACAGAGAAAUGUUUAAAUGUAAAAGAGAAAACCGCUUACAGUGACAUUGUAUUAAAAAUAUGCCUAUUAAUCCCAGGUUUUGUGAAACCAUUUUUGGUUUAAGCUACUUGAGAAAGUGUCCUUUAAAUAGCACAGUAAAUAACAUCUUAGGCCAGGAAAGGCAAAGAUUUCAGGUUUUGCUGUCCUACUUCAGCCUAAAAGAUCCAGGCACAUUUUAAUGUGGGUUGGGUGGGGUUGUGUUUUUGUUGUUGUUGUGGUUGCUGCACUCUUUGCUGAAUCUAUGCAUCUUGUGUUCUUUGUCUCACUUUGGGUCCUCCAUCUCCUAGGGGAGGGACAUGCAGGCUUCUUGCACAUUCCUAAUAAAUCUAGCAUUUGAUUUAAAUUUCCA
This is a messenger RNA of Gopherus flavomarginatus (Mexican gopher tortoise), 3803 nucleotides long. RefSeq names its product ras-related and estrogen-regulated growth inhibitor-like. The record is from RefSeq and is a predicted model, not a curated record. NCBI's taxonomy places the organism in Eukaryota, Metazoa, Chordata, Testudines, Testudinidae. Bases 145 to 858 code for a protein of 237 amino acids. Gene Ontology annotation, molecular function: GTP binding; GTPase activity. The transcript has 4 exons.